Erpetoichthys calabaricus (reedfish) is the source of this 982-nucleotide messenger RNA. Its product is annotated as olfactory receptor 52E4-like. Gene Ontology annotation, biological process: G protein-coupled receptor signaling pathway. Gene Ontology annotation, cellular component: membrane. The coding region runs from base 2 to 946 and encodes 314 amino acids. The record is from RefSeq and is a predicted model, not a curated record. Gene Ontology annotation, molecular function: olfactory receptor activity; G protein-coupled receptor activity. The transcript has a single exon. Lineage: Eukaryota; Metazoa; Chordata; Cladistia; Polypteriformes; Polypteridae.
CAUGAACAAUGCUUAUAGUAACUUUUCCAUGUUGAUUUUGGAGGGGUUUGUUGUCCAAACGGAAGUUGGAUUCGUUCUCUUUUUCUCGGUUUUGGCUGCAUACGUAUUCAUUGUUAUUGGGAACGUGACCCUGUUUUUAAUGGUUACAUUCAACAGACGCCUGCAUGCUCCCAUGUAUGUAAUGCUAUGUAACAUGACUGUCUGUGAUUUAAUGGGGAGUUCUGCUGUCCUGCCAAGAAUGAUUUCUGACUUUCUGAAUGACAUUAAGCUGAUCUCCUAUGAAGCCUGCUUCAUUCAAGCUUUCUGCAUCCACUUCUACAGUGCAGCUGCUCACCUCAUAUUGACUGCAAUGGCGUUUGACAGAUAUGUGGCCAUUUGCGAUCCUUUACGAUACAGCACCAUAAUGACCAACAAAACAUUAGUCAAGCUUUGCUCAAUGGCCUGGGGGGUUAGUUUUACUUUAAUUUUUAUUCUGUUUGCACUUGUAUUAAAACUACCGAGAUGCAGAUCCCAAAUAAGGCAUGUUUAUUGUUCAAAUGGAAAUUUGUUUCUAUUGUCUUGUGCUGAUACAACAGUAAACACAGUAUUCGCUGUGUUUGUGUCUAAUUUUUUAACAGCAGUGUCUCUAUGUGCGAUUUUCUGGACUUACGCUAAAAUACUGAUUACUUGUUUAUUCAAAACUUUCAGCAACAGCAAAAGCAAAGCCAUCCACACCUGUUCUACCCAUUUAGCGGUUUAUGUUCUAUUUGAAUCGUCGCCGCUAUUUUCUAUUAUUGCUUUACAAUUUCCAAAUAUCACUCCAAAUGCAAUUAAAGCAAUGGGUGUGUUAACAAUAGCCAUUCCACCUUGUCUUAACCCUAUCAUUUAUGGAAUAAGUACGAAGGAAAUACGAGACAACGUGGCGAGAUAUUUUAAAAAGAAGGCAGUGAGAAGCAGGUGGAAAUGAGGAGAGAGUCUGAGAUGUGUCAAACACACACACACG